Molecule: messenger RNA, 1992 nt
Organism: Volvox carteri f. nagariensis
Lineage: Eukaryota; Viridiplantae; Chlorophyta; Chlorophyceae; Chlamydomonadales; Volvocaceae
Exons: 8
Coding region: 1-1743 (580 amino acids)
Biological process (GO): peptidyl-L-cysteine S-palmitoylation; protein targeting to membrane
Cellular component (GO): Golgi apparatus; endoplasmic reticulum
Molecular function (GO): protein-cysteine S-palmitoyltransferase activity
Source: RefSeq, a predicted model, not a curated record
AUGGAGCACCCGCAAGGCGGCCAGCAUGGUGGUCCUCCAGCAGUGGGGGUUCAAAAGAAACGUCAGAGAGUGUACCAACACUGGCAGGGCAACGAGAGGUUCUUCUGUUGGGGUUACCUGGUCGCCGGUCCGAAUUGGAAAGCAGGUAUUGGAACAGCGCUUGUAAUUGCAGUUCCAGCUGGCGUAUUCUUGGCCUUCGUGGCGCCCUAUAUGGGCGUGCAUGUACACGCUAUUAUCCUUGUGAUCAGCUGCAUUCUCCCCGUGCUGGCCGUCUGGUUUCUUAUGUUGACGGCCUGCCGCGACCCUGGUAUUAUCCCCCGGCAAGAGCCAGACCAGGAGUAUCUGAGCGGAACGAAGCCAAGGACUAAGGAGGUUUUUGUAAACAACCAGCGCGUCGUCAUUCGUUACAACGACACGUGUCAUUUUUACCAACCGCCCCGCGCUCACCAUUGCUCAGUGAACGACAACUGCAUUGAGCGGUUCGAUCACCACUGUCCCUGGGUGGGCACCACUAUCGGGCUGCGCAACUACCGGUCGUUCUUGCUGUUUGUCUACACGACAACCGUCCUGUGCUUGUACGUAUUUGGUGUGUGCAUCGCGAUGCUGUUUGUUAAGCAUAAUGAGCUUGUUCAAGACGCGCGGGAUGCGGGCAGGGCCACGAGCAGCCUUUGGGGCAAGGCCCUGGGAAAGUGCAUCCCUGCGCUGGUGCUCAUGGGCUACACUUUUCUGUUCUUUUGGUUUGUGGGCGGCUUGUCGGUAUUCCAUGCUUAUCUGGUGGCUACAAAUCAGACAACAUAUGAGAAUUUCAGGCAAAUAGCAUUCAGCCUGCCGGUUUCCAUCCUGAACAGGUAUAACCAUGACAACAGACCCAACCCGUAUUCACGAGGUUGCCUGGGCAACUGCGCGGAGGUGUGGUGUACACCCAUUCCGCCGUCCAAAGUGCAGUUCCGGGCAUAUGUAGACGAAGCCAAACCACCUACGGGCCAGCCAUAUUCGCCCUACCUAAAUGGACCCGGCUCACAAAUGCAGCAAGAAGGAGCCGGGCAGGAGCAGGGUGGUGGCAACGGUGGCGGUGGCGUGUUUGCCCUUGAGCCAGCCAGCCAGCCUCAAGCGCCUAUUGUGGUUCCACCGUCACACCAACAGGCCGGUGUAAGCUUAGGUUCAAUUGGGGGUGGUUAUGCGUACAACCAGGUUGCUAGCGCAAAUGGGGCAUCGUACGACCCUGCUGGACUUGGUCAGUCGUACGGGAUUCCGUACGGAGGACAUAGUCAGCGGUAUGAUAUCGGAGCCGGACAAUCAAAUCGUCAUGGUGAUAUGCACAGUGUCACCUACAGCGACGCAGGCGCUGGCUGGGCAUCUGGCAACGAGCAGCAGGUUAAGUCCGCUGGCACCUUUACCAGUCAGACUGUGCCGUCGACGAGCGGGCCUGGCCUGAGCGGGUCUCCGCGGGGAUAUGCUGGUGGCGGGUACACACAUAUGGCAAUGGGCGGGCAGGGCAUAGCCGGGCGUAGUGGCUACGCUGCGGUUAACAGUUACCAAUCUGGGCAUGGAAUUUCGUCGUACUAUGCCGAUCAGUACGACAUAGAGGAUGACGAAUAUGCUGAAUACGCUGAAGGGGAUGAGGAGGAGGAGGCGCACGUUCAUAGCCAGUCUCCGGCACAGGAUUCUGCGCAUCAGCAGCAGGGCCCGUAUGCGACGGGCUUCGACGAGCGGUGUGAGCAGUGCGGAAUAGUCAGUACAUAGACUGCAGCUACAGAGGUUAGGGGGCACUUACAUUUCACGGAUACGUUGUAGGUCUGCACGACUCGGAUUACAGGCCGUAAGGACGAAAGCAUAUAAAAUUCGCAUGACUGCAGUUUUUCAUAGGUUGAGCAUGUGUACGCGGCUGGAGGUCUCGCGGUUUCGUUGGUUUACCAUGCGAUAAAAUCCUGCAUCUGGGCCGGGCCCCAAGGUUUAAGGGUUGGUAUUCCUAAAGGUGUAAGUUGGCAUAAG